UUGCAGAGAGGAGGGGGUGAGUGGAGAAACCAAAAGAAGCUCCCAGCCUAAGGCGCUCCUCAGACAUGCUCUCCACACAUAGCUGGCCUAUCUGGGGAUUCUUUCUGGGAGCUUACUAGAAGCGGACCCGUUUCUUCUACUGGAUCUCUAUUUUGGUUUAAACACCGGCAACUUUAUUGUUUUUACAGGUGGGUUGUGAUUUAUGAGCCAAAUGAGUUUUCCGUGCACAAUGACCGCCUACAGUGGGUUUUACCUACGGAGGUGUUUGUUGUCCUUGGGGGCAGUGAUGCUCUUCUUGGCCGUUGUGUCGCCGGUUCUGGGUGACUGUCCCACAUCGUGUGUGUGCUCCGUGCCGGCCGAAGUGCACUGCACCUUUCGAUACCUGAACGCGGUGCCUGCCCAGAUUCAACCAGCUGUGGAAAGAAUUAACCUCGGGUACAACAGUAUAACGGUCUUGCGCGUAAAUGCUCUUUCAGGGCUGGAUCAACUAGAAAUACUAAUGCUGCACAGCAAUCUUAUACACAGUAUUGAGGAUAGAGCAUUUCAGGAUCAACAAUCAUUACAGGUCCUGAAGAUGUCCUACAAUAAAGUCAAGGAACUCAAUAAACAGACAUUCAAAGGUCUGGAAAGUCUGCAGCGACUAUACAUGGACCACAAUUACAUUGACUUCAUUAGCCCAGAGGCUUUUUAUGGCCUAACCAAUCUACAGUUGGUUCAUUUGGAAGGUAACCACUUGCAACAGCUCCACCCAGACACUUUUAUUACUCUUAGACACAGCCAGGUGUUCAAGGUAUCCUCAGUAAGGACCCUCCACUUGUCUGACAACCUCCUUACAAGCCUCCCUGCGGAUAUUUUUUCUGGGUGCAGCCAUCUUGAGAAUCUCUUCCUCCAUGGCAACCGUUGGGCUUGUAAUUGUCAUAUGAAUUGGUUCCCAAUAUGGAUGCAGAUGCACACAGGAGUACUGAAAUGUAAGCGUGACAGGAGAUAUCCUCGAGGUCAGCUGUGCCCUGUUUGUGAAAAUCCAACCCUUUACCACAAGAGACCCCUCUCCUUUCUUCCUGGUGAGGCUUUUACUUGUGAAAAACCUUGGAUCCAUCCCCAUCUAAAGCAGAAAAACAUCAGCUUGGAUGAAGGGGAUUUCACUCCAGUUCUCCCAAAGGACUUUAUUGCCCCACUUGGCUCCAUACGAAUGAACUUGACAGAUCAGUUUCACAAUGACGCCAGCCUGUCGUGUACUGUCCAGAGGCCGUCUAAAUUCGAGAACUUCUCGUUAAGCAUGGAGGAUGUUGGGGAUGACAAAAUCACUACACUUACUACUAAGAUAACUACAUAUUUGGCAUGUAACAUUGGCAAUGAACAUAUCCAAAAUAUUUGGCAAAUUCUGGCAGCCUACAGUGAGUCGCCCAUGACACUUGAGAGAGGCUUUUUGUUGACAAAAAGUCCUGAAAUGGUGUACCGAUAUAGUCAGAAGACAGUGGGUGAAGAUGGGCUACACACAAACAUUGUCGCCGAAAUCAAAGCCCUUCCAGCUUGGCUGAUGCAAGGUGAGGUUAGUUUGCAGCUUGACCGUACAACAACUACUUUCUCUACUCUACAUAUCAAGUACCAGUCUGUCAUCAAUUUACGGGUGGAAAGAACAAUGCCGAGGAAAGACCACUAUUCCUGGACGAUGAUAAAGAAAGACAAUGAAACCAAGACUGAGCACACAGUAAUAACAGGUGGGGUCAUAAAGUUGAGCUGUCAUGUGCAAGGAGAGCCAAAGCCUUUGUUGGAGUGGAUUUUACCAGAUGGAGUUAAGGUGCAAGCCCCUUAUGCAAGUGAGGACAAUCGGAUCAUAAUUGCUGCAAAUGGAGAGCUCACGCUUCGGGGUGCAGAUGCCUCAGACACAGGCCUCUAUCACUGCAUUGCCACAAACUAUUUGGAUGCUGACAUUCUGGCUUUUCGUGUGACAGUUUUGUCCCCCAAUGUGGAGGAGGCUGAUGUCAAUGGUUUCCACAUAUCCCUGAAACAGAGGGAGCAUAUUCUUUUAGACUGUGGCAGCUCAGGAAGUCCUAAGGCAUCGGUGCAGUGGAUACUCCCAGACGACUCAAUAUUGGAAAGGUCUCAAGGGAAAUGGAGGGUAUUUGAGAAUGGCACCCUUUUUAUUGAGGGCCUCACUGUCAGGGACCGAGGUUUUUAUAGAUGUUUGGCUUCUAAUUACUUGGGAGUUGACCUCCUUGUUUCUCAGGUUGCUUUCAGUGAAAGCUCUGAGGUGGUGGCUGACUUUGAUAAUGGCGGAUCAGGUAUGGCGAUUGAGAAUCAGGUAGAUCGAACCUUAACUGACAACACGAUCACUUUGAGUGGCAUCCCUUCUUACAAACCCUUUGAUAGAACGUCGAAGGAGGCAAAAAUCAUUUCAGAUCGACGUCAUCCCAGAUUUAGAUCACCGGGCAAAGAUAUUUCAGGAGGUCGAAGAGGAAAGGGGAGGUAUUCCAUCAGCAACAGACGCACAUUUGGCAAUAGGGUGUUUGAUAAAACAAUUAACAAAGUUGAUCCAAAAUUAUUUGCAGAAUUGAUGAAGAAAACCCAAGAUGGAGCAAGAGAACACUCAAAAAAGAGAAAGACAGGAAGCGAGUCUAAGAGUGUUUUUUCAAAUGAUAAUGAAAUUGGCUCUGGUGAUGUAGACGAUGACAAUCUAAUUUUACUCUCUACAGUUUUGCCAACAAUAUAUAAACCUCAAGAAGGUAGUGUAUUUGGGAUGGAAAACAGAGAGUCUGAAAUAACAAUCAGUUACAACAGCGGUGUUACUGUGCCUAACGAAAGAGAAAAUUUAUCAACAGAUUAUACGCCAGUCCAUAAAUUUAUAUAUACACACAGUCCAGUUGAGAGCGAGAAGGAGGGUGUCACAACGUAUGACCUGAUGUCACACAAUACAGCCACCCUUCGUUUUGACAAAACUACAGAGCUUCAUUCCCUCAAAAGUAUUAAAAUGUCCGAAACUGUGACAGAUUCUUCUCUAGGAACUCAGCCCCAGUUCUCUGGAGAGUAUCCUUCAGAACCAGAGACAUCCACUGAGGUGUUUUCAUUCACCACUGAUCCUAAGUUUUCUCCAAUGAGGGAUAGUACAGACCCCAUAGAGGUUUUCGUCCACUCUGAUCCAGACAGCCAAUCAACCAUUACUGCUGUCACCACCACAGAGAGACGGGAAGAUCAAAUCACCUUCCAUACCACCCAAACCAUAAAAUCCCCACCUUUAGGCUCCACUAUCAUCUCCAAGCAGCAUAUUCAUAUAAUACCACACAAGAAAAGCAGAGGAGGGGGGCGUAAAAGAAUUUUCCACGGUCGCAGAAGAAUCAUUAAACCCAAGAGGAUUACUGACAUACAAUCCAUUAUCAAUAAACUAAUGCAGCCUUCCGAGCGGAAUACUACAGUACCAUACAGAAUUGAAAUGACAACAGAUAUGGAACUAUUCACACCCACUACACAAUUUGGAGCAAGAGACAAAACCACAAACAAAAAGAUACAGGGAAGGCAAAGAAAGCCAACCACCCCUAAAACAUUAACUACUUCUCAGGCUUCAACUGAAAUAUUAACCACAUUUCCUUCCACUCUACCCACUUUAACAUCACACGUACCAAAAGAAUCGGAGGCUCUUUCCCCAACCAGGAAAACAGAAACAAAAGUCACUUUGUUUGAUGACGACUAUGGAGAUUCGUUUUCUGCAGAUUUUGAGCCUUCAUAUCAGAAGCCUACUGCUCAGGCUCUAACUACAAUGACCCCAACGUAUUAUUCAAAGUCCUUGACCACUACUGAAACACCACUACAAUCACAAACUCUUGCCUCCCCGCCUACAGUCAAACCAUUCCAAGAGGAAAAUCCUGAGACAGCACUAGCAUAUGGGUCUGGUGGGCUUAUAGAUGAUUUUCCUAAAAAAAUAUAUGGUAGAAAGAGGGGGCGCCAAGGACGAAGAAGGAGGCCAUCUAUGGGACACAGACCCUCAAAGAAAUAUAACACUACACAAUUGUCUCCAAUAAGCUCAACUAAGAUUUUUGACAACAAGAAAACAAUUAUGGAAACCACAAUCCAGACAACUUUAAUCCCGCAGAAAAGUGUCUCCAAAUCUCCAAUCUAUACACCAUCAAGAGAAAUUGACAGAACCACAGGGACAUCAGAGCAGCAGGCAUAUGUAUACAAGGAACUCGAUUGGGACAUUUCUUAUACAACGAGAACACCAUUUAUUCAAUCAAAUAGAAUUUCUACAUCCGAGAGAUCUUACACAGCUGCUCAAAACAGAGUCAACAAUAUCACACCCCCAACACAGAGGUAUAAUGCUCACAUAGCAGCAACAAGGAGACCAAAACCUACAGCGCAAAGUGGCACCAAAGAGAGUACAGAGAACACCAUUUCUUUUAAUACACUAAACACACUCAUAGGAGAACAAGACUACAUUUCCGCACAUAACAGAAACAGUGUAAAAGGUAUCCUUAUCACAGCCAGUCCCAAUGUUUCUAGUUCUCAACCAACGACUAUGCUCACGACAAGAAAACCCAAAAUACUUGGUGGCAAUGCAGCUAGCUUUACAGUUUUGACCAACUCAAAUGCUCUACUACCAUGUGAGGCUGUUGGAGACCCACUGCCAGUGAUAUCUUGGAAACGCUUCUCUUCAAGCACAGGAGACACAGUUGCCAUCAAUGGAAGAAUGAGCAAGUUUGAGUUGUUAAGCAAUGGCACAUUGUUAAUACAGAAGGCCAACAUAAAGGACCGUGGCCAAUAUAUCUGUAUUGCUGAGAAUGAUCAUGGGACAGACAAACUUAUAGUCACCCUCUCUGUGGUAGCUUACCCCUCACGUAUUUUAGAGCCAAAAAUGAGAGAAGUCAAGUCUCAUGCAGGAAAUACUGUGGAGAUCAAAUGUAAGGCAGAUGGCCGGCCCGCACCUACAAUAUCUUGGAUUCUGGCAAACCGGACUCAAGUAAGAGGACAAAGCACACAUAAUGAAAGGGUGUCAGUGACUUCUGGUGGGACUCUGGUUAUUAGCCCAGUGUCUGUUUUUGACAGAGGCCAUUACAAGUGCAUUGCUAGUAAUCCAGCUGGAGCUGAUACUGCUACAGUUCGCCUGCAUGUAGUUGCUGCUCCACCAGGUAUCUUGGAGGGGAAACGGGAGCAGAUGAAGGCAGUUUUAAACCAAAACUUAUGGCUGCCCUGCACAGGUCAAGGUAGUCCUCAGCCUAGAAUUCACUGGGUGCUGCACGAUGGUUUGGUCGUGGAUUCAAAUACAUUUGCCUGGGACAACAGGAUAUCUGUUUAUGAUAACGGAACUCUCCGAAUUCAGGAAGUGGCUUUAGUUGACAAUGGCAAAUAUGAAUGUAUUGCAACCAGCUCUACAGGUUCGGAACGAAGGGUGGUGACUCUGACUGUCGAAAGACAAGAAUCUGCACCUAAAAUAGUGUCAACAUCCCAUCAUUUAACUGACUUGCAUUUUGAGGAUCAGCUCAAACUGAACUGCACAGCAACUGGGAAGCCUAAACCCAGCAUUAUGUGGAGGUUACCAUCUAAAGCACUGGUAGACCAAUGGCAUAGCAUGAGCAGCAGAAUCAAAGUCCUGGAAAAUGGCACUCUAAUAAUCAAAUCUGCAAUUGACGAAGAUGCUGGGGACUAUCACUGUAUGGCAAAAAACAUAAAUGGUGUUGAUAUUCGACACAUGAGGGUGAAGGUGUCAAUGAAGCCGGCUAAGAUAGAACACAAGCCCCAUGGCAAGAAGAAGGUUCUGUAUGGUAAGGACUUGAAGGUUGACUGUAAAGCCUCAGGCACUCCAAAGCCAGAGAUCUCCUGGGGACUACCAGAUGGUACUGUUGUUAACGAUGUUCUGCAGGCUGAUUCCUUUAGCGGAGGAAGUAGAAUACGACGUUAUACUCUGUUUGAUAAUGGAACGCUUUAUGUGAAUCAAGUUGGCAUGUCAGAGGAAGGAGACUACACUUGUUUUGCUGAAAACCAAGUGGGGAAAGAUGAAAUGCAUGUUCAUAUCACAGUGGUGACUGCUGCUCCCAUUAUACGUCAAGACAGUGAGACCUUUGCCAGAUUGAAACCUGGAGAUAACAUCCGCUUUGACUGUGAAGCAGUUGGUGAACCCAAACCCAGGAUCCUGUGGAUGUUACCCACCAAUGACGUCAUAGCAGCAUCGAAUGAACGCUACUUGUUACAUGUAAAUGGCUCUUUGGAUAUAAGGAAUGCAAAGUCGAUCGAUAGUGGAGAAUAUGUUUGCAUGGCUCGCAAUCCAGGUGGUGAAAACAGAAGGGUUUACAAACUUGAAAUUGGUCGUAACCCACCUGUUAUUAAUGGCUAUCAUCAGAAUAGGACUGUAUUGAAAGAUUUUUCUACAAAAUAUUCCAGGAAACUAAUGGACUGUAAAGCUGAAGGCAAUCCAACUCCAACCAUCACCUGGAUAAUGCCAGAUAAUAUCUUUCUGAGGGCACCAUACUUCGGAGGUAGGAUUAAUGUCCAUCAUAAUGGAACCUUGGAAAUUCGUAAUGUACGUCCUACUGAUACGGGAGAGUUCAUUUGCAUGGCAGCAAAUGAUGGAGGAGAGUCUGUAUUAGUGAUACAGCUCGAGGUCACAAAUAUGCUUCGAAGGCCCAUUUUCAAAAACCCUUUCAAUGAACGGAUUGUCUCUCCAUUAGGGAAAACCAAUGUUCUCAACUGCUCUGCUGAUGGACACCCAAAGCCACAUAUUUCCUGGAUCUUGCCAAACGGAACACGGCUUACAAGUGGGUAUAACGCCCACAUACAUGGAGAUAACGAUGGGACUUUGGUCAUCUAUAACUCUCGUGUUGAGGAUGCUGGGAAAUACCGCUGUGGUGCGAAGAACAUAAUGGGCUACAUUGAAAAGCUUAUCAUUUUGGAUGUGGGGCAGAAGCCUUACAUCCUUACAAGGCCAAGAGGCAUUAUACGCACUAUGUUCGGGAAUCCUCUUUUCCUUCACUGUCUUUCUGAAGGAAGUCCAAAACCCAGGAUUUACUGGACUCUUCCUGUGGGCCACACUCUCAACAUGCCUCAAGUCCUCGGACGCUACACUUUGCUAGAAAAUGGUACUCUAGUUGUGCAUGAAACCACUCUCCAUGACCGAGGGAAUUAUAUCUGUAGAGCUCGUAAUGAUGCGGGAGAGGCUGUACUAACAGUCCCUGUUGUUAUUAUUGCCUACCCUCCACGUAUCACCACAAUGCCACCCCCUACCUUGAGUUUAAUGGCGGGGACACCUAUUAGGCUGAACUGCGCUGCCACUGGUAUACCUAAGCCAGAGAUCACCUGGGAGCUGCCUGAUCAUUCCAUUAUGUCGAUGCCACAGCAAGGGAGACUGUUGGGAGGGGAAGUACUUCAUCCACAAGGCACGCUUAUCGUCCAGAAGCUCUCAGCCUUCGACUCUGGCACGUACAAGUGUGUGGCCAAGAACUAUCUGGGUUCAGACUUUAAGGCUGUAUAUGUGCGUGUACUGUAAAAAUAAAAAAGGAAACAAACGUUAGAGACAUUUGAAUCAGCAGGGUAAGAGGCCCUCUUGUUUGUGAAGUUAAUAGGAUUACAGCAUGUACAGUACAUAAUUACAAAUUAUAAAUUGAUGAAAUCAAACAUAACUGAAACAAAAACACUUCUGGGAGGACAUGUAAUUGUUAUUUUAACUUGCAGCUGAAAAUCAUAUGGCUGGCACUCAUUCUUGGGGAGAUUUUUAAGGAACAGAAAUCAUUCAUACAUUCACAUUCAAAGUGAUUCCUAUGAGGGUAGCCACACAUAUGGCUACAAUUAGAGCACAUACAAUUUGUUCGUAGUUUUAACAUUAGCAGCAAAUUUAGAAGAUGUUGUACAAAUCUUGUGAGAUCAAAUUGUUAUUAUUAAUAUAAUGGGUGGAUUUUUAUAAAAAUAUAGUUAUAAAGAUUGUUUUACACUGGAUGCAGACAGCAUAUGAUGACAUUAAACAUGCUGUAAUACACUAUUCCAUAAUUCCGCUUUUAAACUGAUGCAAUUAUUUCUUCUAAUUGUGCAGAUAAAACCUUUUUAAUAACUUGUGAUUGAUUGUGUUGUACACAAAACCUUACAGUAAUGUUAUACAUUAUGCUUAUCAUUAAGAAUACAGUAUAUCUUUGUGUCAUACCUACUAAUGUAUGGGAGAAAAUAAACCUUUAACAUG
This is a messenger RNA of Corythoichthys intestinalis (scribbled pipefish), 8152 nucleotides long. RefSeq names its product immunoglobulin superfamily, member 10 (gene igsf10). Gene Ontology annotation, molecular function: protein binding. The record is from RefSeq and is a predicted model, not a curated record. NCBI's taxonomy places the organism in Eukaryota, Metazoa, Chordata, Actinopteri, Syngnathiformes, Syngnathidae. The transcript is spliced from 10 exons. Bases 203 to 7468 code for a protein of 2421 amino acids.